AACUGCCAAACAUUUCAAUUCUGUUAUCACCUGAAAUAACAGGUUGUGUGUUCCUUAUCUAAUUUUUCUUUUCCCAAUGUUUCAAGUCCCAAUUGGUUUCAUUUCGGAUGUUGUUUGCGCGUUUUUUAAUGUGAGAUAAGACCUAAUCAGUGUUACGUACCUGUCAAGUUGUUCACGUUGUCUGUCUAAGAAUCUGAAUGCAUUCACGGCUUGAUCCAAAUCCUUCGAUUGUUUUGUUGAAACCGUCGUCUGCUGAUCCCUUCAAGCUACCGAGAAGGUUCGGCUUCUGGAUACCGAAAAGGGAGAAAAAGAGGGGUUUGAUUUAAGCGACUUUCCGAGAAAUACUCGUCGUUAGCCAAAUCGAAAUCUCGACGUUAAAGAGCGCACAACCAACUCGACAAAGAAGGGACAAUUAAUAAGAAAAAAAUAGUUUGCUAUUUGUUGUGUAAAUUGAGCUCAAUUUAAGUAAUUCAACAAUUGAUGGGGCAAGCAGUUGUUUAAACAAGGUCUCGUCAGUUCGACCACGAUAGUCUUGUAAGGCGUUACCGCUGAGACGUCCACCAAUCGUACAGUGAGGAAACAAUUCGCAAGUGUAUGAGAACCGGAUGAAUAAAAUUUUGAAUGACGAACGUUUACCGAGAGUGAUCCAAUUCGCCAAAACGGCUUGCAAGCGAACACUAACUUGAGAGUUGGUUGUGUGUCGGUGGAGUGCGCCCUUGAGCAGAAGGGUUUGACUGUUUAACCGCAAAACCCGUGUGAUAAAUGGAUAUUGAAUCGUAUCAUUUGCAAAAUAAAAUGUUAACAAUCGAUAAUAGCUUGCUCCAAAAUCACCGUCAGCGAGAAACGACCGGAAUCAAGAAAUUGUACAAUUCCUUCUUUGUUAUGUUCUAAAAAUCGCGAGGACUCGAUUAAUCCAGGACUCAGUUCGGUCGAACGAAAGUAGCUAGAUUCGAUUUUUUUAUCCGGAGAUUCCGGCCCGCGGCAGUUUUUGUAGUAUGGAUUACGAAUUGUAUGACAACUCGGACAUUUUGCUGAACGGUGAUAAACUCACUAACUCGAAAAGUUCAUGGAACAUACCCAGUGACGGUAGCAUGGAUAAUAACGACGAGUAUUUCGACUGGAAUCCUCUCAAAAUCGACGAGGAUCAUGUGGAGAACGGGCAAGCCACCAGACAAACAAGGAAAAGGAAACUAACAGCAAUAGAAGCGAGUCCUUCCAAAAUUAAACAGAGUUUCAAAAAUGCACAAGAUCCGCUCGCGAUCGAUGACAAGCACCAGAAAAAGGCGCAAAAUGGCACUGUCAGGAUGCCCACGUGGCAAGUGGAGGAUAUUACGGAACUGAACGGAGACAUCGACAGUUCUCUAAGUUUGGGGUCCGACUUGGCCAACAAUUCCUACAACGUCAGUGAUGCCAUUCUGUCCAUUUCCGGCUUGACGGUCUUUAAGCAGGAAGCGCCUUCGCCGACGAACAACGACGUGUCGCAGCUGCAACUCGUCCGCCAGAACCGCCAGAGCCCCACCAGCACCCAGCAAGUGGUCCAUAAUGGGGCCAUCGAAGAGACCAACAACCAGAAUAUGAUCAACAACACCAUCAAUCAAUUGCUAACUCAGUCGGCUUACACGAAUUUGCAAAACGCGAUCGAUGCUAAUCUCGUCUCUUCGCCCAACUCGCAGGAUAACUACAACGUGACUUCGACCAAUUACAGCUUCGCGGAGGAUUGCCGGUUUCAGUACGUUUUGGCGGCGGCGACCAGCAUCGCCACCAAAGUCAACGAAGACACUUUGACGUAUUUGAAUCAGGGGCAGAGUUACGAGAUCAAGUUGAAGAAGUUGGGCGAUUUGUCGAUGUACCGGGGGAAGUUGUUGAAGUCGGUUAUUAGGAUGUGCUUCCAUGAACGCCGGUUGCAGUAUAUGGAAAAGGAGCAAAUGGCGGCGUGGCAAAGGGCGAGGCCUGGUGAUAGGAUUUUGGAAGUUGAUGUGCCCUUGUCGUAUGGCGCUUUUGAUAUUGUGCAGCCGACUAAUGCGCUAAAUAUUAUUCAUUUCAAUUGGGAUCCAACUAAGGAAGUUGGGGUUUAUAUUAAAGUGAAUUGCAUAAGCACCGAAUUCACCCCGAAAAAGCACGGCGGUGAAAAGGGCGUCCCGUUCCGCAUCCAGGUCGAAACUUACCAAAACGGCGAUAAUCUCGACUCGUCUGUUCGUCUUCAUGCAGCGGCCUGCCAAAUCAAGGUUUUCAAGCUGAAAGGCGCCGACAGAAAGCACAAACAAGAUCGGGAAAAAAUCAUGAAACGGCCUCUAUCCGAGCAGGAAAAAUACCAGCCGAGUUACGAAUGCACCGUUUUAAAUGACAUUCCCAACGAUGCCGUGCUGAAUUCGCCCCCGAUAGCCCCCAUUUCUGCCGCUGAAAGCGGGAGUAAUCAUGGGUUGAGCAAGAAGGAGCCGAGCGUCGAGAGUGCGCAUUUGAAGACGAAUAAUGCAGGGGCUGGUCCGCCGCAGGAUAAGGUCGACAGGAAAAUCACCGAGGCUAAUGUCAUUUCGAAUGACCAUUUGUCGUCGCAUUCGACGCCGGAGGAAACCACGGCCUGGUUAGUGAACAACCGUUUCGACAAAUAUCUCGAAACCUUUGCAAACUUCUCAGGAGCUGACAUGUUACGCAUGUCGAGAGACGACCUCAUUCAGAUUUGUGGACAAGCUGACGGAAUUCGGUUUUAUAACGCAAUUCAUCUAAAAACCAUAGCGCCGAAGCUGAAAAUUUACGUUUGCCGCCAAAACACUUCGAUUUUCAACGCUGUUUUCCUAUCGAGUCACAGCAAUGUGGAGUUGUUGGAGAAGUUGUCGGAGUUGAUGGGGGUUUCCCAGGAUCAGGUCCGGGACAUUUACAUGGAAGGACCACAUUCAAUUCAUGUGCAAUUAAAUAACGAUGUUAUUCGUCAUAUUAAGGAAGAAACAAUGUUUUCGGUUGAAAUUCUGCAAGAAAAUGGCAAUUUCGUUUUUCUUUUGAAACGUACUGUUAAAUAAGAGACAAAGUGGUGUGUCUAUAUUUGUGAUUCUCAAUAUUACUCAGUGUCUUAUUUGUAUGCCUUAAGUAAUUUAGGUCAUAUUGCAUGGUUAUAGUGUUAUCUCAGGUUUAAAUAAAGCGUGCAGCAAGUUUUAUUUUAGAAAUGUUUUAAGUAUUUGAGAUUUCUAUUAUGUUUACAUAUUUGUAUCGUUGUUUAGUUUGUAUUUAUAUUUUAAGUGAUGUUGCUUAUUCUAUAUACUUUUGAAGUUUAUUUCGUUAGAGUUGUUAGUUCGUAAUAAGGUAUACGUACAUGUUCGCAAGGAAAAUAAAAUCAAUAUUUUUUGAUGUACAAAUUAUAUCGAUAGUUUUUAGCCCUAGUUAUAACUUGUGUGUAAAUUAGGGAAGGUAGUAAGCAUGAAAUAACUUUAUUUUUAAAUCCAUUACGUGCCUUGAUAUAUUCUGCAACAGAGUGUAAUCAGAGUGCCAUAAAGAAAUAUAGCCAGCUUUAAGCAUUUACGAAAAA
Messenger RNA from Tribolium castaneum (red flour beetle), 3517 nucleotides. RefSeq names its product gemini (gene gem). Bases 996 to 3014 code for a protein of 672 amino acids. Gene Ontology annotation, cellular component: nucleus. Gene Ontology annotation, molecular function: RNA polymerase II cis-regulatory region sequence-specific DNA binding; DNA-binding transcription activator activity, RNA polymerase II-specific. The transcript has 10 exons. Lineage: Eukaryota; Metazoa; Arthropoda; Insecta; Coleoptera; Tenebrionidae. Gene Ontology annotation, biological process: regulation of transcription by RNA polymerase II. The record is from RefSeq and is a predicted model, not a curated record.